UUCAAUUUAUGCAAGAGCUCCAGCCGCUCCAAGCUCCAGUUCUUCGUUUGCGUUUACACCUGCUCAACAUCAACAGUUCCAAUUUCUUCAGCAAUAGCAACAAGCACAACAAUAGUUUCAACAGCAACAGCAGCAACAGCAACAACAACAACAGUUUCCGCAGCAGCAAAUUUCUUUUGGACCUAUCCUUCAGGCUCCAAAUCUUUUAAGCAAUACGCAGAUCAAGACAACAAUA
Molecule: messenger RNA, 235 nt
Organism: Closterium sp. NIES-67
Lineage: Eukaryota; Viridiplantae; Streptophyta; Zygnematophyceae; Desmidiales; Closteriaceae
Source: the annotation of a GenBank genome assembly